AGUCUACUUGAAAUAAAAUAUACAUAUAACAGUGCGCAGCUUGAUUCUUUUAGGAUUUUUUAAACUCAUUAUCAUUAAAAUUGUUAACAGUGGUGUUGUGCUGUGAUUUAUUAAAGAGAGGAGUCAUUUAAUCAACAAGAGUUAACAGUGAUUUUGAGUGAUAUAGAAGAAUGGUGGUGCUUAGUAAUUUUUUGGCUCCAGAGGAGGGAGUGCGACACGAAGAAGAGCACACAACUCUAUACAUUAAUGACAGAGAGGUUGGAAAAGGGACUCUUUACAUCACUGAAAGCGUUCUUUCCUGGAUCAAAAAUGAUACACGGCAGGGAUUCUCCUUGGAGUAUCCUCACAUCUCCCUUCAUGCGAUUUCACGGGACGACACGGUUCAUCCUCGACAGUGUCUAUAUGUGAUGGUAGAUGCCAAAGUAGAUCUUCCAGAAUGUGAAUUUUCUCAAUCAGACGAGGCCCAAACCCCUGAAAGCAACUCAGAUGACGACGACGACGAUGAUUCAGAUGGACCCAUGACAGAAAUGAGGUUUGCACCUGACAAUACAAAUAAUCUAGACGCUAUGUUCCAAGCAAUGAGCCAAUGCCAGUCACUUCAUCGAGAUCCACAAGACAGUUGUUCAGAUGCCGAAGAAGAUAUUUACGAGGAUGCAGAAGAAGAUGAAUUUGAAUAUUGUGCUGGCGAUGCACCUCCAUACAUUUUAUCUGCAGAAACGGUUGGAGAGAAUCACAAUGGAGUCGAAGCAGAAGAAGCUAUGGACGUUGAAGCAGGUCAAUUUGAAGAUGCAGAAGAAGGUCUUUAAAAACUGAAGUGCAAGCACAACAGUUGAUGAUUUUUGCAUUUUGUUGGAGUAGGUUUAUUUAUUUUAACACAAAUACCAAACUCAUUUCUUUGCAAAUAAUAAUCUCUUCACUGGAAACGUGGUACAAUAUAUAGAACACUCCACACAUUUCAAAAACACGAAACUUUAUUUAUAUUAAUUUUGUACGUGCUUAUUUUUAGGUAAAAAAAAGAAUAAAUAAUUUUGCACCGUCCAACGGUGUUGUUUAGUUAUUUCCGUUGAGAAACUCGAUGCACUAAACAAAAAAAAAGAACUGAUCAAAAAGAUUCUGGGAAAUUUUCUAUAUGUAUUUAAGAACCCCCAGGCAAGAUAGUUUUUAAAAAUACUCAUUAUAUCACAAUAAUCAUAACGCAUUUAUCUAUAUUAAUCAAUCACUGGCUUUUUCAAAAUGAACUUCAUUUUUGAGAUAAAAGAGAAAAAAACUAUGUUUGAACAAGACACAAAAUUUUUUAGAUUUUUAUAUGUAUUGUAAACAACUCUUUUUAUGAAUAAUUUACACCGCGCAAUGCUUAGUUAAUAGUUUCGAAUGAACGUGAUAUUGAUACACAGUCUCAUCUCUGAAAAUAGAAUUAAUUUCCUUUUUGUACGAUUGUUCUCUGUAAUUUAUCAAAUAUUUACAUGGAAUAUUUUAAGGCAAAAUGCGAUUGUUUCGUUUUCGAAUAUACUUUAAUUGUCUACUAUGAAAUAGUUUACAAAUUCAGUAUAAUUGAUAUUUCAAACUACAACUUUUGCUCAAUACACUUUUUGUUAAUAAAUUAUUAUCUUUUGCAUUCUACGUAAUUCACGGCGAAAGACGUGUUUAGUUGAUAUUAAUGGGAUUCAAGUUAAGCUAGUUUUCUUUUUUCCCUCCAACUUUCAAAUUGUAGGUUUUAUUAUAACUAGUUUCAAUUUUCAAAGUUAGAAUAAAUUACGGUUGAUGUAAUCACAAAUUUUAGUCUUCUUAGGUUUUGAAUAAAAUUUUGGUUUCUUUAACCAAACUUUAAAGUUUCUGUUAAAUAUUGUUUAUAGUUUUUAAUAUUUAAAGUUUUCUAUUUAAAAUUAGAGUUUCUGUUAGAGUAACCAGAAUUUUCAAAGCAAGGGAAAUAUGUUAAGUGUAGCUUAACUUUAACUCGUGUUAGGUUCAUUCCUUUUUUUAAAAAAAAGUGUAUCAUUCAACAUUUAAUGCUUGAAAAAUAAAGAAAAAUGAUCAUAUCUUCUGCGAAAUUUCAAUUACUUCUAGUUAGACAAUGUAACAGCGCUUAAAUAAAUUACGACAUUUUAACAGUU
Leptopilina heterotoma is the source of this 2111-nucleotide messenger RNA. RefSeq names its product methylosome subunit pICln (gene icln). NCBI's taxonomy places the organism in Eukaryota, Metazoa, Arthropoda, Insecta, Hymenoptera, Figitidae. The transcript has 6 exons. Gene Ontology annotation, biological process: mRNA cis splicing, via spliceosome; spliceosomal snRNP assembly; cell volume homeostasis. Gene Ontology annotation, cellular component: plasma membrane; cytosol; pICln-Sm protein complex. The record is from RefSeq and is a predicted model, not a curated record. Bases 171 to 806 code for a protein of 211 amino acids.